Corylus avellana is the source of this 1293-nucleotide messenger RNA. Its product is annotated as Eukaryotic aspartyl protease family protein. Gene Ontology annotation, biological process: proteolysis. The record is from RefSeq and is a predicted model, not a curated record. Gene Ontology annotation, cellular component: extracellular region. Lineage: Eukaryota; Viridiplantae; Streptophyta; Magnoliopsida; Fagales; Betulaceae. Gene Ontology annotation, molecular function: aspartic-type endopeptidase activity.
AUGGCUGCUACUUUGAGAUUAUAUUCUUUCCUCUCUGCUUUUGCAGUAAUAUAUUCCUUUCAUCUCUUUGUGGUUUGGCUCACAGAAGCCAGUAAUGGUGGUUUUACUGUUGAUCUCAUACAGCGUGAUUCCGCACUAUCUCUGUCUUACAAUCAAUCUCAUACCUAUUAUGAUCGCCUGCAUAAUGCUUUUCAUCGUUCCAUUUCACGUGUCAAUCGUUUCAAGACAAGCUCACUCCAAUCCAUAAUAAUAGCCAGUGAUGGAGAAUACCUAAUGAAGGUCUCCAUCGGAACUCCACCAGUUGAGGUUCUCGGCAUAGCCGACACUGGCAGUGAUCUCACGUGGACACAGUGUAAGCCAUGUAAAAAAUGUUACAAGCAAAACUCUUCUCUCUUUGAUCCUGACCAAUCCUUAACAUACCAUGUUAUAGGAUGCAAGUCUGGUGCCUGCACUGCAUUAGAGAAAGCUUCCUGCGGCAGUGGCGCCUGCAAGUAUAGUUAUUCUUAUGGAGACCUCUCAUUCACUAAAGGCAAUCUUGCUGUUGAAACAUUAACAAUUGGCUCAGUUUCAAUACCAAAUAUUGUUUUUGGCUGCGGACACCAUAACAGGGGCACCUUUGCUGAGUCAGGGUCCGGCAUAAUCGGCCUCGGAGACGGCUCUUUUUCUCUAAUCUCUCAAUUGAACAAGUCUAUUGGUGGAAAGUUUUCAUACUGUUUAUCUCAAAAUACUACAAGCAAGAUUAGUUUUGGUGAAAAUGCAGUGGUUUCUUCUAGUAGUGCUGUGGCUGAAACCCCGUUGGUUGCAAAAGAACCAACCACAUUCUAUUACCUUACUCUUGAAGCCAUUAGUGUUGGAAUCAAGAGGUUUGUGUACAAGGGCUCGUCUGCUGAAGAGGGUAAGAUUAUUAUCGAUUUGGGGACAACGUUAACCUUUCUUCCACCCAAACUUCAUGCUGAUUUGGUAAUGGCAUUAGAGGAAGCCAUUGAUGCUGAAGUUGUUAGUGAUCCGAUGAAUGUUCUUAGUCUUUGCUUUAGAUCUGAAGUUGAUAUUGAUGUUCCCAUUAUCACAGCCCAUUUUGCAGGUGCUGAUUUAAAGCUGCAAACAUUCAAUACGUUUGUAAGAGUGGAGGAUGAUGCGGUUUGCUUCAGCAUGGUGCCAUCCGAAGAUGUUGCCAUCUAUGGGAACUUGGCUCAAAUGAACUUUUUGGUGGGAUAUGAUCUUGAGGGCAAGAAAAUGUCCUUCCUGCCGACUGAUUACACCAGUGACAAAGGUGAAUUCUCAAUCAAUCCCUAA